This is a messenger RNA of Camelina sativa (false flax), 969 nucleotides long. NCBI's taxonomy places the organism in Eukaryota, Viridiplantae, Streptophyta, Magnoliopsida, Brassicales, Brassicaceae. The record is from RefSeq and is a predicted model, not a curated record.
UAUUAGUUCCCACUGAUGGCUUGGCGUUUGCCUUUUAUCUUAAUUUGUUCUCUCUUUUGGCUGCAGAUUAGCCAGAAAGGGGAUGCCGCCACGGAGGAACCUGAAAGACCUGGAGCCAUUGUGUCCAAUCACGUUUCGUACUUGGACAUUUUGUAUCAUAUGUCUGCUUCUUUUCCAAGUUUUGUCGCCAAGAGAUCAGUGGGCAAACUUCCUCUUGUUGGCCUCAUUAGCAAAUGCCUUGGUUGUGUCUAUGUUCAACGAGAAGCAAAAUCGCCUGAUUUCAAGGGUGUAUCUGGCACUGUAAAUGAAAGAGUUCGAGAAGCUCAUAGGAACAAAUCUGCUCCAACUAUUAUGCUUUUUCCAGAAGGAACAACUACCAACGGAGACUACUUACUUACAUUCAAGACAGGUGCAUUUUUGGCUGGAACUCCUGUUCUUCCGGUGAUUUUAAAAUAUCCUUACGAGCGCUUCAGCGUGGCUUGGGAUACAAUAUCCGGGGCACGCCACAUCUUAUUCCUUCUCUGUCAAUUCGUAAAUCACUUGGAAGUCAUACGGUUACCUGUAUACUACCCAUCACAAGAAGAGAAAGAUGAUCCCAAACUAUAUGCUAGCAAUGUUCGGAGAUUAAUGGCCACCGAGGGCAACUUGAUUUUAUCGGAUUUGGGACUUGGCGACAAAAGGAUAUAUCACGCAACUCUCAAUGGUUUGUUUUGCAAAAGCUAAUAUGGACACUCGAUAUUCGUGGUCCGUAUAUUUCAUUUAUUCAUAGGAGAAGGAAACACUUUUAACACAACUAUACAGAGAAUACAUCUCAUUUCUGAAACUUGUAUUUUUUUUUUCCUUUUUUGUCUCUGUUUCCAUCUGAAGCAACUUUAGACACACACAUACACACACAGCAAAUAGUUCUUCGUCCUCUUAAAAACUUCAAUGAAGAAGAUCAAUGAUUCAAUCCAAUGCCAGGUUCAAAUC